AAAGGAAGGGUUGGAGGAGGGAGAGGAAGGAGGCAAUGGAGCCUGUGCACAUUCCUUGUCCUUCUAGAAAAUGGAGCUGGCGCUGGUGCCCCUGAGUGCCCAUGGCAACUUCUAUGAGGGGGACUGCUACGUCAUCCUCUCGACCCGGAGAGUGGGCGGGGUCAUCUCCCAGGACAUCCACUUCUGGAUCGGGAAGGACUCCUCUCAGGAUGAGCAGAGCUGCGCAGCCAUCUACACCACGCAGCUGGAUGACUACCUGGGGGGCAGCCCCGUGCAGCACCGAGAGGUCCAGUACCAUGAGUCCGACACCUUCCGCGGCUACUUCAAGCAGGGCAUCAUCUACAAGAAGGGGGGUGUGGCCUCUGGGAUGAAGCACGUGGAGACCAACACCUAUGAUGUGAAGCGGCUGUUACACGUGAAGGGGAAGAGAAACAUAAGGGCCACUGAGGUGGAAAUGAGCUGGGACAGUUUUAACCAAGGUGAUGUCUUCUUGCUGGACCUCGGGAAGGUUAUCAUCCAAUGGAAUGGCCCAGAGAGCAACAGUGGGGAGCGCCUAAAGGCUAUGCUUCUGGCAAAAGAUAUUCGGGACAGGGAGCGAGGAGGCCGUGCUGAAAUAGGCGUGAUCGAGGGAGACAAGGAGGCGGCAACUCCAGAGCUGACGAAGGUCCUUCAGGACACCCUGGGCCGGCGUUCUAUUAUCAAGCCUGCGGUCCCAGAUGAGAUCAUAGAUCAGCAGCAGAAAUCAAAUAUCGUGUUAUAUCAUGUCUCAGACUCAGCUGGGCAGCUGGAGGUCACAGAGGUAGCAAUGAGGCCUCUGGUCCAGGAUUUGCUGAACCACGAUGACUGCUAUAUCCUGGACCAUGGUGGAUCCAAGGUCUAUGUGUGGAAAGGAAGAGGAGCCACAAAGGCUGAGAAACAGAUGGCCAUGUCUACAGCCCUGAACUUCAUCAAGAUGAAGGGCUACUCCAGCAGCACCAAUGUGGAGACCGUCAAUGAUGGUGCUGAAUCAGCCAUGUUCAAGCAGCUGUUCCAGAAGUGGACAGUGAAGGAGCAGACCACGGGCCUGGGGAAAAUAUUCAGCGUUGGCAAAAUCGCUAAAGUUUUCCAGGAUAAAUUUGAUGUGACUCUGUUGCACACCAAACCAGAGGUAGCUGCCCAGGAAAGAAUGGUGGAUGAUGGCAGUGGAAAAAUUGAGGUCUGGAGAAUUGAAAACUUGGAGCUGGUCCCCGUGGAGCAUCAGUGGUAUGGCUUCUUUUAUGGGGGAGACUGCUAUCUGGUUCUCUAUACAUACGAGGUUUACGGGAAACCACAUUACAUCUUGUACAUCUGGCAGGGCCGCCACGCCUCACAGGACGAGCUGGCAGCCUCGGCGUACCAGGCCGUGGAGGUGGAUCAGAAGUUUCAUGGGGCUCCUGUGCAGGUUCGGGUUACCAUGGGGAAGGAACCACGCCACUUCAUGGCCAUCUUCAAAGGAAAGCUGGUUAUUUUUGAGGGCGGGACUUCCAGGAAGGGAACUGCCGAGCCCGAACCUCCGGUAAGACUCUUCCAGAUUCAAGGAAAUGACAAAUCUAACACCAAAGCCGUGGAAGUUUCAGCCUUUGCCUCCUCCCUAAACUCCAAUGACGUCUUCCUGCUGCGGACCCAGGCGGAGCACUACCUGUGGUAUGGCAAGGGGUCUAGUGGGGAUGAGCGGGCAAUGGCUAAGGAACUGGCCGGGCUUCUUUGUAAUGGCACUGAAGAUGCUGUGGCUGAGGGCCAGGAGCCCCCCGAGUUCUGGGACCUGCUGGGAGGGAAAACUCCCUAUGCCAGUAACAAAAGGCUACAGCAGGAAAUCCUAGAUGUCCAGUCCCGUCUCUUUGAAUGUUCCAAUAAGACUGGCCGGUUCACUGUCACUGAGAUCACAGACUUCACCCAGGAUGACCUGAACCCUGACGAUGUGAUGCUCCUGGAUACCUGGGACCAGGUGUUCUUGUGGAUUGGGGCUGAGGCCAAUGCCACAGAGAAGGAGAGAGCUCUUGCCACGGCCCAGGAGUACCUGCACACUCACCCCAGUGGCCGAGACCCUGAGACGCCAAUCCUGAUCAUUAAACAGGGGUUUGAGCCUCCUACCUUCACAGGCUGGUUCUUGGCCUGGGACUCUCACCUCUGGAGUGCAGGGAAAUCAUAUGAACAGCUAAAAGAAGAGCUGGGAGACGCUGCUGCUGUCAUAAGAAUCACUGCUGACAUGAGGAAUACAACUCUGUCCCUGGAUUCUGAGAUAAAAUAUUACCCUAUAGAAGUUCUAUUGAAAAAUCAAAACCAAGAAUUGCCUGAGGAUGUGGACCCUGCCAAAAAGGAAAAUUACCUCUCUGAACAGGACUUUGUUUCUGUGUUUGGCAUCACACGAAAGCAAUUUGCUGCUCUGGCUGGCUGGAAACAGCUCCAAAUGAAGAAAGAAAAGGGGCUUUUCUAA
Messenger RNA from Pteronotus mesoamericanus, 2452 nucleotides. RefSeq names its product advillin (gene AVIL). The coding region runs from base 71 to 2452 and encodes 793 amino acids. Gene Ontology annotation, molecular function: phosphatidylinositol-4,5-bisphosphate binding; actin filament binding. Gene Ontology annotation, cellular component: actin cytoskeleton; cytoplasm. Gene Ontology annotation, biological process: cytoskeleton organization; actin polymerization or depolymerization; barbed-end actin filament capping. The record is from RefSeq and is a predicted model, not a curated record. Lineage: Eukaryota; Metazoa; Chordata; Mammalia; Chiroptera; Mormoopidae. The transcript is spliced from 18 exons.